This is a messenger RNA of Daucus carota subsp. sativus, 4372 nucleotides long. RefSeq names its product DNA repair protein RAD50. The coding region runs from base 151 to 4101 and encodes 1316 amino acids. The record is from RefSeq and is a predicted model, not a curated record. The transcript is spliced from 26 exons. Gene Ontology annotation, molecular function: single-stranded telomeric DNA binding; double-stranded telomeric DNA binding; G-quadruplex DNA binding. Gene Ontology annotation, cellular component: condensed nuclear chromosome; Mre11 complex; nucleus. Lineage: Eukaryota; Viridiplantae; Streptophyta; Magnoliopsida; Apiales; Apiaceae. Gene Ontology annotation, biological process: telomere maintenance via recombination; chromosome organization involved in meiotic cell cycle; telomere maintenance via telomerase.
AAACCAAAAACGAAAGAAGAAUACAGAAAGUGGUGGCAAAGCCCAGUUUGUAGGGUACGAUACAAAGAGGUGCUGUGCUGCAUAAACCCCACUCCACCGGACUAGCGACGGAAGCGAUUAUAGAUGCUUGGCGUAAUAUACAAGUAGAAGAUGAGUACAGUCGAUAAGAUGCUGAUUAAGGGUAUCCGGGCUUUUGACCCGGAGAACAAGCACGUCAUCACCUUCUUCCGUCCCUUAACUCUCAUUGUGGGCCCCAACGGCGCUGGCAAAACUACCAUCAUCGAGUGCUUGAAGCUCUCCUGCACCGGCGAAUUACCCCCAAAUGCUAGGUCUGGCCACAGCUUCGUUCACGAUCCCAAGGUCGCAGGAGAAACAGAAACCAAGGGCCAGAUCAAGCUUCGCUUCAAGACAGCAGCUGGGAAGGAUGUUGUGUGCAUAAGGUCAUUUCAGCUCACACAAAAAACUUCCAAAAUGGAGUACAAGGCAAUCGAGAGUGUUCUUCAGACUAUUAAUCCUCACACAGGGGAGAAAGUUUGUCUUAGUUAUCGUUGUGCUGAUAUGGACCGGGAAAUUCCAGCUCUUAUGGGUGUCUCGAAGGCUGUGCUUGAAAAUGUUAUAUUUGUACAUCAAGAUGAGGCCAACUGGCCAUUGCAAGAUCCUUCUACUCUAAAAAAGAAGUUCGAUGAUAUUUUUUCCGCAACCAGAUAUACGAAGGCAUUGGAGAUUAUUAAAAAGCUUCACAAGGAUCAGGCCCAAGAAAUUAAAACAUACAAGCUAAAGUUGGAGAAUCUUCAAACAUUGAAAGAUGCUGCAUACAAGCUCCGAGAGAGUAUUGCUGAAGAUCAGAAGAAAACGGAAUUGUUGAAAAGUCAAAUUGAAGAGAUAGAAAAUAACAUCCGAAGUUUAGAUGCCAAAAUUCAAAAUACUGAAAGCACACGGAAAGUUUUGGAGGACCAACAGAAUCUGAUCUCAAAUAAGAAGACUGAAAGAAGCACUUUGUUGAAGGAGAAAGAGAGACAAUAUAAUGCUUUGGAAGUGGAAAUUGAUGACAGUGAUGAAGAUUUAAGGAGAUGGAAUAGCACAGCUGAAGCACAGACUGCAGCUUUAAAAUCUAAAAUUUGCAAGUGGGAGAGGGAAAAGGAAGAAAUAGCCAUUCGGGCUGUUGUGCACAAGGACAAUAUCAACAAGCGUAUACAAGAGAUCAGCAAACUUCAAACUGAGGCUGAAGCAUGUAUGUCUUUGAAAAAGGAAAGAGAUGCAACUAUCCAAAGGCUUUAUGAAAUGCUUAAUUUGGGAACUCUUCCAGAUGUCCCCUUCAGCAAUGAAGUUGCUUUAAACCUAACUAAUUGCAUAGAAUUAAGGUUGGAAGAUUGCAGAAAGGACUUGGAAGAUCAGAGGGAAUCAAACAAGAAAGAGAUUCAGGUGGUGUGGGAACUUUACAAUGCUGCAACGGACCGUUGGAAAGAUGUUCAAGCCCAACAAAAUGCUAAACGUGAAAUCAAGAAUGGAAAUAUAAAACGUAUAGAAGAGAAGGAGAAGGAGCGGUAUACAAGGGAACUCCAAAUAUCAGAUGUCGACCUGGUUCACAUUGAUGAGAGGGAAAAACAAAUGGGGAUUGAUGUAGCUAGAAAGAUAAUGCAGCUUGAACAGAGAAACUUUAAGACACUCAUUGAGCAAGCACAUUUGGAAAUAGUAACAUCAACCCAUCAGCUUACAACUCUUAACCGCGAGAAAGAUAUCAUGGCUGCAGACUCUGCGGAUAGGAGGUCUCUCUCUGAUAAGAAGAAUGUGCUAGAAAACAACAGGAAGAAACACAGAAAGAUAAUAGAUGAGUUCAAGGAUAGAAUUAGAGUAGUACUAAAAGGAAGGUUUCCUCCAGAGAAGGAUGUGAAGAAAGAAGUUAUAAAAGCUCUAAGGGCACUUGAAUUGGAGCACGAUGAUUUACAUGUUAAAUCACGUGAAGCGGAGAUGGAAGUCAAUAUGUUGCAAAUGAAAAAAGAAGAAGCUGAGAAUCACCUUUCCCAGCUUCACAAGGAUAGAGAUUCAAGAAAGAGAUUCCUUGAGUCAAAGUUGAAGUCUUUAGAUCAGCAGACUGCUAGUAUAGAUCUGUAUCUUGAAGUCUUGGACAGAGCAAGAGCACAAAGAGAUGAUAAAAAGAGUAAAUACAAUAUGGCUGAAGGAAUGCGGCAAAUGUUUGAUCCUUUCGAAAGAGUUGCGCGUGCUCAUCAUAUGUGCCCUUGUUGUGAGCGCUCUUUCUCUGCUGAAGAGGAAGAUGACUUUGUUAAAAAGCAAAGAGUGAAAGCGACAAAUUCUGUUGAGCGUAUCAAGGCUUUGGCUACAGAGUGUACACAUGUUGAUUCUUCUUUUCAGCAGUUAGAAAAGCUUCGUAUAGUAUAUGAGGAAUAUACUAAACUUUGGAAGGAAACAAUUCCACUUGCAGAGAAGAAUCUGAACAAGCUUAGUGCAGAGAUGGAUAUAAAGUCUCAAUCCCUCGAUGAUGUGCUAGGCGUUUUAGCUCAAAUUAAGGCUGAUAAGGACUCUGUUGAAGUUCUAGUGCAGCCGGUAGAAACAGCAGAUAAAAUUUUCCAUGACAUACAGGCUCAGCAGAAUGAAGUUGAUGAUUUAGAAGCCAAGUUUGAUAUCCAAGGUCAAGAUACCAAAUCGAUGGAGGACAUUCAGGCUGAGAUAAAUACGUUGCAGAAGAAAAUCGAUAAUCUACAUAAUGAAAGGGAGAGAUUGCAUGUUGAACAGUCUGAUAUGGAAGGAGAUCUUCAUCGUCUACAGUUGAGGUGGGCUGAUGCAAGGGAGGUGAAGGUGAAAGCAUCUAGUGCUUUGACUGAACUGAAGAAGAUUGAGGCGGAGUUGGAACAUUUGGCAGAGGAACAGAGACAAAUCAAUCUUGAAGAGAAGCAUGUGUCAGAGGCUCUUGGUCCUCUACUUAAGGAGAAACAGAAAUUGCUAAAUGACUACGAUGUUACAAAAGAAAGUCUUGAGAGAAGAUAUGAGGAACAAGAUAAAUGUGUAAGGAGUUAUGAAAUGGAAUUUAGGACACUUCUGAAUCAGAACUCAAAGAUUAAAGAGUAUAAUGAAUUAAAGAAGCUCGAAUUGUUAAACAAUGCGUCAGAGAAUAAAGCAGUCCUGGAUUCUCAACUCCAAAAUUGCAAUACGAGGGUAGAAGAGAUUUCAGCUGAACUAUCAAAAAGUAAUGAACUUCUACAAAAUCAAGCGGGACUAAAAAGAAAUAUCCAAGACAAUCUGCAUUACAGGAUAACAAAACAAAGAGUGGAUGAGCUUGGUUACGAGAUCGAACUUAUGGAAGAAAAAAUUGCUGAAAUGGGUGGAGUUUCCAAAUUUGAAGCUGAGGUUGACAAACUCAAGCAAGAAAGAGAUAGGUUUUCUUCUGAGUCAAACAGGUACUUAGGUACAGUUUCGGUUCAUCAAAGUAAUAUUUCAAAAAACAAGAUUGAUCUCAAACAGGCACAGUACAAGGACAUUGACAAGCGCUAUUUUGAUCAAAUGAUUCAGCUUAAGACAACUGAGAUGGCCAACAAAGAUCUGGACAGAUAUUACAAUGCUCUUGACAAAGCUCUCAUGCGCUUCCACACAAUGAAAAUGGAAGAGAUAAAUAAAAUUAUACGGGAGUUGUGGCAGCAAACUUACAGAGGUCAGGAUAUUGAUUAUAUUAGUAUUCACUCUGAUUCUGAAGGGGCUGGUACUCGCUCUUACAGCUACAAGCUUUUAAUGCAAACUGGUGAUGCGGAACUAGAAAUGCGUGGCAGAUGUAGUGCAGGUCAAAAGGUUCUUGCUUCACUUAUCAUACGUUUGGCACUAGCUGAGACUUUUUGCCUCAAUUGUGGAAUACUAGCUCUAGAUGAGCCAACUACAAAUCUAGAUGGCCCCAACGCUGAGAGUCUUGCUGCAGCUCUUUUAAGAAUUAUGGAGGAUAGGAAAGGGCAGGAGAAUUUUCAACUAAUAGUAAUCACACAUGAUGAGAGAUUUGCUCAGCUCAUUGGUCAGCGUCAGCACGCAGAAAAAUAUUAUCGGAUAACUAAAGAUGACCAUCAGCACAGUAUUAUUGAGGCCCAGGAGAUCUUUGAAUGAAAGCUAAUUCGGAAUGCCAAUGGAGUAGCUGCAGGGACAAAGUUCUGAACUAUUUGUUUACUCAUUUGAGCGACUAGUUUUUCAAAUUCGAGCUGGGUACAUCCAGUGGGCAAAUGGCGAAGUACCUUUGGACAUGAACUAUACAUGUAAAACAUAAUUUAAUCAUAACACUAUACGGUUUGGCUCUUUAAGCAUUUUCUCCCCCCUUCAAUUUUUCACUUUAUUGUAGUUCUCGAUUGUGUUUUACUGUAUAUGUAAUUUGUUUUCCCAA